This is a messenger RNA of Centropristis striata (black sea bass), 4395 nucleotides long. Its product is annotated as zinc finger protein 184-like. The record is from RefSeq and is a predicted model, not a curated record. The transcript is spliced from 7 exons. Gene Ontology annotation, biological process: regulation of transcription by RNA polymerase II. Gene Ontology annotation, molecular function: DNA-binding transcription factor activity; RNA polymerase II cis-regulatory region sequence-specific DNA binding. NCBI's taxonomy places the organism in Eukaryota, Metazoa, Chordata, Actinopteri, Perciformes, Serranidae. The coding region runs from base 90 to 3803 and encodes 1237 amino acids.
GCAGACGUAGCCGUGUCUGCAAGGAGAGAAACAAACUGUGUUUCUGACGGAGUUUGUGUGGAGAAAAAGUUAAUGUCACUGUGUGAAAAAUGUCUAAAGUCCAAACGGUGAGAGCGCUGGUGGAGCAGCGACUGACUGCGGCUGCUGAAGAGAUAUUUGGGCUGUUUGAAAGAACGAUAGCAGAGUACGAGGAGGAACUUUGUCGUUCAAGAGAGAAGAACGAGCGACAACAGAAACUACUGGACGCUUUAGUGAAACCUCAGCUUCACUCUCAGGCAGCAGAAGUCCAGCAGCUGUUGGUGAAUACAGAAGAGGUUCCCUCCAGGCUGGACCAGGAGGACCCGGAGCCCCCACACAUUAAAGAGGAACAGGAGGAACUCUGGGUUAGUCGGGAGGGAGAGCAGCUUCAGGGGCUGGAGGAGGCUGAUAUCACCAAGUUCACAUUCACUCCUGUCCCUGUGAAGAGUGAAGAAGAUGAAGAGAAACCUCAGUCCUCACAGCUUCAUCAAACACAGACUGAACAGAUGGAAACAGAAGUUGGUGGAGAGGACUGUGGAGGACCAGAACCAGACGGGAAGUCAUCAGAUACUGAUGACAGUGUUGAUAGUGAUUUUUGGACAGAGAACAGGCAACGUCAGUCAGGUUUAAACUUACUGAUAAAAAAUAAAGUAUAUGACAGGAAUCCAAAGAGACAUUUCUAUACUAAUGAGAAAACUCGAGAUGCUUCUGAAGUAAAGACAGAGGACGGGGGUGAUUGGAAGGAGACCAGAGAACCUCAGUCAGGUUUAAACUCUAAGAAAAAUUACAAAGUUUCUGUCAAUGAGAAACCAUUAAGCUGCUCUGAGUGUGGGGAAAGAUUUGGCUGCAAGACAAAUUUGAAGGAACACAUGAGAGUCCACGCUGGAGAGAAACUAUUCAGGUGUUCAGUCUGUAAGAAAGCUUUUUCAAAGAGCGGAAGUUUACAGAGACACCUGAGAACCCACACAGGAGAGAAACCGUUCAGCUGCUCAGUCUGUAAGAAAUCUUUUGCAGAGAGCGGAAAUUUACAGUCACACAUGAAAAUCCACACGGGAGAGAAGCCUUAUAGCUGCCCGGUGUGUGGAAAACGUUUUACUGAAAGUGGAAAUCUGAAGACACACAUGAUCACGCACACGGGAGAGAAACCGUUCAGCUGCUCUGAGUGUGACAAAAGAUUUGGCCUCAAGGGUUCUCUGAAGGAACACAUGAGAACCCACACAGGAGAGAAACCUUUCAGCUGCUCAGUGUGUGGCAAGCGAUUUACUGAAAGUGGAAAUCUGAAGACACACAUGAGAACGCAUACCGGAGAGAAACCUUUUGGCUGCUCUGAGUGUGGGAAAAGAUUUGGCCUUAAAGGAACUCUGAAGGAACACAUGAGAACUCACACGGGGGAAAAAAGAUUCAGCUGCAGUGCUUGUGACGAAAGAUUCACUUGGCUUUAUCAGCUCAGAAACCAUCAGUGUGUUUGUCCUCAGUCGUCACAGCUUCAUCAGAGUCAAACUGAGGAGAACAGAGAGCCUCCAGCCAGCAGCUCAGCUACACAGAUGGAAACAGAAUAUGAAGUGAGUGAUGAGAAACCCUUCCGCCCAUCAGUCUAUCAGAUCCCUUUGGAAGACAGUGAAAACUUACAGACAGACAUGAAAAUUCAAAUGGGAGAGGAACCCUUCAGCUACUCGGAGUGUGAUGAAGCUUUCAGUGAGAGUGGAAAUCUUAAGGUGAAAAUUGAAACUGAAGCAGAAGAAGAGAGAUUCAGCUGCAGCACUUGUGACCAAAGAUUUACUUGCCGUUACGACCUUAAGAAUCAUCAGUGUGUCGAUCAUCAGUCCUCACAGUUUCAAACUCUGAGAACAGAGAAGAUCGAGGCAGAGUUUCCUGCCAGCAGCUCAACUGAACAGAUAGAAUCAGAUGCUGAAGUUGGUGACAGUGAUUCGAGAUGUAGUGCUGGUGAGAAACCAUAUAGCUGUUCUGAAUGCGGGAAACGAUUUGGCUACAAGGGAAAUCUGAAGGAACACAUGAGAAUCCAUAGAGGAGAGAAACCUUUCAGCUGCCCAGUCUGUGAGAAGUCUUUCACACAGAAUGGACAUUUAAAGAAACACAUGAGAACUCAUCCAGGAGCAAAACCCUUCACCUGCAGUGUCUGUGAAGAAAGAUACACUUGGAAUGAGCUUGUAAACCAUCGGUGUGUUGGUUCUCAGUCCGCACGGCUCCGUCAGAGUCAAACUGAGGAGAACAGAGAGGCAGAACCUCCAGCCAACGUCCAGCAGCUGUUGACGUCCAGCAGCUGUCGUUUCAUCAAACUGAGGAGAACAAAGAGGCAGAGCCUCCAGCCAGCAGCCCGCAUGAAGAGAUUCAAACAGAAGCUGAUGGAGAAGACUGUGGAAGACCAGAAAAAGUCAGGAACUCAGAUCCAGAUGGACCAGAUACUGAUUAGAAGACUGGGAAUUCUCCUGAACCUGAGACUGAUGACAGAACUUUGUCGUUCAAAAGAGAAGAACGAGCGACAACGGAAACUACUGGACGCUGUUUUCGACCCUCAGCUUCACUUAAACAGAGCAGACGUCCAGCAGCUGUUGGUGGUAAAAGAGAAGGUUCCCUCCGAGCAGCAGGAGAGGAGCUCCACGCUGGACCAGGACCAGGACCAGGACCAGGAGGAGCCAGAGCCCCCACACAUUAAAGAGGAACAGAAGGAACCUUGGACCAAUCAGGAGGGAGAGCAGUUUCAAGGGGUCACAUUCACUCCUGUCCAUGUGAAGAGUGAAGAAGAUGAAGAGAAACCUCAGUCCUCACAGCAAACACAAACGGAAAAGAUAAAAACAGAAGCUGAUGGAGAGGACUGUGGAGGACCAGAACCAGAUAGGAACUCUGAUCCAGGUCCACAUUUACAACCUGAUACUGACGACGAGCCUGCAGACUUUUCUGAACCUGAGACUGAUGACAGUGGUGAUUGGAAGGAGACCAGAGAACCUCAGUCAGGUUUGAACUGUUUGAAAAAAGAUGGUGGUCCUGUCAGAAAUUCCAGAUUUAGUGCUGGUGAGAAACGAUUUAGCUGCUCUGAAUGUGGGAAAAGAUUUAGCUCCAAAAACAAUCUGAAGAGUCACAUGGUUUCUCAUACAAAAGAGAAACCUUUCAGCUGCUCAGUGUGUGGUAAAGGUUUCGGUCGACGUGUAAAUCUAAGGGCACACAAAAUAAUUCACACAGGAGUGAAACCUUUCAGCUGCUCAGUUUGUCAGAAAUCUUUUUACCACACAAGAGAUUUAAAGAAUCACAUGAGACUCCACACAGGAGAGAAACCUUUCAACUGCUCAGUUUGUCAGAAAUCUUUUACCCGUAGGGGGGGUUUACGGCUACACAUGAGAGUCCACACAGGAGAGAACCCUUUCAGCUGCCCUUUUUGUCAGAAAUGUUUUAACAACACGGGAGGUUUAAACAAACACAUCAGAGUUCACACAGGAGAGAAACCUUUCAGCUGCUCAGUUUGUCAGAAAACUUUUACACAGAGUGGAAGUUUAAAGUCACACAUGAGAGUCCACACAGGAGAGAAACCUUUCAGCUGCCAUAUUUGUAGCAAAAGAUUUGCCUGGCUGUCACAUGUCAAAAGACAUAAAUGUGCUGGCCGCUCGUCCUCAAAGUUUCAUCAAACUGAGGAGAACAAAGAGGCAGAGCCUCCAGCCAGCAGCCCGCAUGAAGAGAUUCAAACAGAAGCUGAUGGAGAGGACUGUGGAAGACUAGAAGCAGCUAGGAACUCAGAUCCAGAUGGACCAGUGUUGGGAUCUUGCCACAUGUGAAUCUUGGGUUCAUUUGUGGACUUUAACUAAUGUGGACAGCAUUCUCAACUCACAAAAUUUGCAUUCCCCUCCAUUUUGGGCAUCUGACAAGGAACAUAAAGAUCUCUGUCCUCUGUUAGCACGUUCUGGUGACUUGUUUCUCAAUGAUUAUAUGCAAAUACUUUAGUUUGCUGUUCAGGUUAGGCUGAAGUAUUGUCAGUUUAACUUCUGUCUCACACUGAGAUGAUAAAUGAGUGAUACUUUUAUAGAGAACUUUAACUUUUCUGUUUGUGUUUAAUCUUGACCCACAGCUGCUUCAUUCAUUCCAUAUAUGUUCUCUUUUUCUCUACUCCUGAAAAAACAUGUAACACCACAGCAUGCCUCAACAUUUAUAACAUUUAGCAAUGCUGCCCAACCUCUGGAUCUCCCUCCUUCCAAACAUCCACAGCUUAGACUCACUCCACUGGUUUAAAAAAACAAGUCAACACCUUUUCAAGUCAACACCUGACUCCCACUGCCUGUUCAUGUCUGAAACUCUCACAAACUCUGAAUUCUGUUUUUCUUUUCUGCAUUUUUUAUUUGUAUUUAUUCAGGCAUGUAAAGCAUAUUAAAU